Messenger RNA from Daphnia pulicaria, 3076 nucleotides. It is a transcript of the gene IleRS-m, whose product is annotated as isoleucine--tRNA ligase, mitochondrial-like. The transcript is spliced from 19 exons. NCBI's taxonomy places the organism in Eukaryota, Metazoa, Arthropoda, Branchiopoda, Diplostraca, Daphniidae. The record is from RefSeq and is a predicted model, not a curated record. Gene Ontology annotation, molecular function: aminoacyl-tRNA deacylase activity; tRNA binding; ATP binding. Gene Ontology annotation, cellular component: cytosol. The coding region runs from base 62 to 3010 and encodes 982 amino acids. Gene Ontology annotation, biological process: isoleucyl-tRNA aminoacylation.
UAUUGCAGACGACCAAAGAAAAAUAAUAAACAAAAAUAAUACCCCCCUAGAAUUUGUAUUCAUGCCUGCGUGGGAUACUGGGAUCUAUUCGAGAAAUUGGGAUCUGCAGAAAAAUGACUGUGUUAUUGUGUGUACUAUUUUCUCGGCGUCCAGCAGUACCAGUGUCUUGUUGCCCAAAACCGGCUUUCCUCUUCGGAUAAGUUCUGUUCAACGAAAGGAACGUGACCUGUUUAUUAUGAAGAGAGCAUCCUUUGAUCAAUUAUAUAAAUGGCAGAGAAAAAAUUUGCAGAAUGAAGAUGAGUUCAUUUUGCAUGAUGGCCCACCAUAUGCUAAUGGAAAGCCACAUAUGGGACAUGCGUUGAAUAAAAUAUUAAAGGAUAUAUUGUCACGAUAUAAACUGCUUUCUGGAAAAUUAGUGCAUUUUGUUCCAGGAUGGGAUUGUCAUGGACUUCCCAUUGAAUUAAAAGCUUUGGAAACACAUGAUGUACUCAAUUCAAAUUCAUUGGAAAUACGGCAGAGAGCUAAAUUAUUUGCCCUGGACACCAUUAAGUGCCAAAAAGAAGCCUUCUCUCGUUGGGGAGUUAUGGCUGAUUGGGAUAGUGGCUGCUACUUUACAUUUACACCAAGCUAUGUCACUUCACAACUUAAAAUUUUCUGUGACCUUUAUGAUAAAGGACUUGUAUACAGAGAUUAUAAACCUGUCUAUUGGUCUCCAUCCUCAAGGACUGCUCUUGCUGAAUCUGAGUUGGAAUAUAAUGUGAAUCAUGUUAGCUCUUCUAUUUACCUGAAGAUAACCCUGCAAACACCAUUUCCUGAAUGUAUAGCUGAUAGUUCUAAAGAAGCUCCUGUUUACUUGGUAGUGUGGACUACAACACCAUGGACAAUACCAGCAAAUCAAGCUGUUUGUUAUAAUCCAGACAAGAAAUACUGCCUUGUGAGGUGUAAAUCUCAUAAAGAUUAUAAGUAUUUGGUAAUUGCAUUGGAGCUCUACCAUUCUCUUGAGCAGUUAUGGUCUUGUCAUUUCACUCUGAUCAAAGAAUUUGAUGGGGACAUCUUUAAUGGUCAUUACUAUUCACAUCCAUUUCGAAAAAAUAAGAGCAUGCCCUUGUUACCAGGAAAUCAUGUUUCUGUGAAAAAAGGAACAGGUUUUGUUCAUACUGCGCCAGCACACGGACCAGAUGACUUCUUGGUAGCUUUGCAGCAUAAAAUGCCGAUCUUAAAUUUGGUAGAUGAAGAUGGAAAAUACUCUGCAGAUGCUGGGAGUGACUUGUGUGGGAAUGAUGUAUUAGAUAAGGGCCAAGAUAUUGUCCUAAAAUUAUUACAAAAUGAUGUAAUAUUCAAAGAAAAUUUCACGCACAGCUAUCCUUAUGAUUGGAGGACAAAACUCCCAGUUAUUUUGAGGGCGAGCCUUCAAUGGUUCAUUGAUACCGACAAAAUAAAAACCAAGUCAAUUGAAGCUAUGAAAGAUGUUUCGGUUGUUCCAGAAAAUUUCGAAAAGCCCAUGCUUACCCAACUGGCCACUAGACCAUAUUGGUGUAUUUCAAGGCAGCGCUCAUGGGGAGUUCCAAUUCCAGUUUUCUACCGUUCGCUGUCUCCUACGAAAGAAGCUAUUUUACAUAGAGAUAUUGUUGAAAAGGUGUGCAAAAUAACGUUGGAAAAAGGAAUUGAUGAAUGGUGGCGCAUGAGCCCUGAAGAUCUAAUUGGAGAGGAACUGAUAAAAAAGUUGGAUUUAAUUCCCGGUCAAAUAUUUAAGGGCAUGGACAUUAUGGAUAUAUGGUUCGAUAGUGGAGUUUCAUGGAAUUCAGUUUUGCCACAAGGGAAGCAAGCUGAUUUCUACAUGGAAGGGAUAGAUCAAUUUGGAGGAUGGUUCCAGUCAUCGCUUUUGACGUCAGUAGCAAGCUCUGGUCAUGCCCCGUACAAAAAUAUAUUUGUACACGGAUUCGUCUUAGAUCACGAAGGCAGAAAAAUGUCUAAAUCCCUAGGUAAUGUUAUUGAUCCACAUCUGAUUCUUGAUGGUGAUGGGAAAAAACAGCCUGCUGUCGGCAUCGAUGCCUUGCGUUGGUGGGUCGCUAGUCAUGUGUCUGCAAAUGGCGGUAACAUAUCAGUUAGUAUCCAUUCAAUUCAACAAGCUUCAGAGGACAUUCAAAAGAUGCGUUCAGUUUUACGUUUUCUAUUGGGAAAUCUCAAUGCUGUUACUUGCUCCCAAUUUAAACAAACUAAUCCCACAACUUUGGGCUUAACUGAUCAGUACAUGCUUCACCUUUUAUCUGAAUUCGCCGAAAAUGCGUUGUCGGCAUACCAAGAAAUGAAUUUUAGAAAAGUCACAAGCUUGGUUUCCGCUUUCAUCAAUACUAGUGUUUCUGCCUUUUAUUGCAGCAUUGUGAAACAUCGUCUUUAUUGCCACAGUCUUACAAGUGAGGAUCGACUUUCCGCUUUAUUUGUACUCAGUGAAAUUCUGGAUCAGAUCACCUUAAUAAUUGCUCCUAUCCUUCCACAUUUGACGGAAGAAAUUGAAAUGCAUCAUCCAUGGCGAGCAGCAGAUAAUGGAGGUUUAUUUCGCAAUCGGAAAUUCGCGGACAUGAAAAAAUCUGAUUUAUCUGAUGUAGUUGAUCAGAUUCAUCCGUCAUUGUCAUUACGCCAGUCAGUUAACAAAGCGAUUGGUCGUUUGAACACUCAAGAAUGGAAUGUUGAAAUUUCGGCUUUUGAUUCUCGAGAUCUCCACCUUUUGCAGAUGUUACAAUCAGAAGAGAAAACUCACGAUUCAGCAUUGUGCGACCUUCUCCAAGUAUCAAUGGUGACUUUGCUUGGCAAAAAUGAUGAGGAUUCCAUCGCAAAGGAGCUGGACAAUUCCAAUGUAGAUGACAGUUUUACAAAAAUUGAAUUUCAACAUUUUGGUCGAAUUCAAAUCACUUUAUCUAAAACAAAGUUAGCUCUUUGCUCUCGCUGUAGGAGAUACACUUCCUCAGAUGGCAAUUUAUGUUGUUCAUGCUUGAAAGUUUGUGCCUUGUAACAUAAUCAAUGUUCUAAUAAAUUAAUGAAUUGCGGGUCCGUAGGACAACGCUAGUAAAAGAUUGGG